GUUCGUUAAAUACGGCAGGUGGAGUUAGCAAGUCGGACAUUUCCGAGUUUCCUAGUUCCGACUAAUACGCGAACGCGGCACUAAUGCAUUCAAACACUGACACCGUGACAACCGUUAGUCGCAUGGCAACAGCCCACUGACCCCAUGACUAGCGCCCUCACAUUAUCGCUCUCGGGCAUGCUGCUGUAACGGUGUACUCGGCUGCUGGUAUCUAGUCCAAAAAUAACAGUUCCAAUGGAGAGUAGCACAGUGGUACAAGUAAGGCUCCCCCAAGCCUAUGGUCAAAGGAUGCUUUUUACAGGUCCAGAUGGAAUUGGAGACUACAAGGCAAGAUUGAUGGACUUUCCCCACUACAUUGGCGUUGGCCCUUUGUCACCUGAGGGUACAAGCGAUUUGAAUUACCUGUGCCGGCCUGCUCCCUGCGCCCCACCCCCCAUGCCCAAACAGUACUGCAUUGGAGGGGUGGGAUGGGGCAUGGAAUAUCACCAGCUGUUGAACAGUAGGACUCUGCUCAGCAAUAUGCAAAUUAAGAGAGCUGAAUUCCGCUCAGCCCUUGAGGACAGAGUCACCCACAGAUAUCAAAACCCAUGGCACGCACCGCCCGACUGUAUAGGUAAGCAAUCUGUUGGAGCCCGCAGCAAACUCGCAUCGACACAGGAGUACGACUGUUAUAUCCAAGACAACAACAAAAAGUUCCUUCUCAACAGGAGAGAUGAACUCGUUCAGAGAAAAGCUGCAGGUGCCUCACAAAUGAGUUCCUUGAAAUAGUUUGCGUGAAGAACGGAUGAUGAUUCAAUCAGUUGUGUUGUCCUGAAGACCUGACCAAGUGUCUGAUUAAAUACCACCUUUUCAUCUACUGUAUACAAAAGUGAAUCAAACCAUUUUACUCUGUCAGUACUCAAUUACAACUCUCAUUAGUAAUUUGCAUGAUCUAUUUCACUGAAAUGGUUUAGUAACACUGCAAGUAGGCUACUAUCCCACAUUUUGCAGUUAGAUAUGCAGCAACAUUUACAGUAAAUUAGGAAUCCUUUAAAUCCUCAAAUAAAGAUUUGAUGAGAUGAAAA
Messenger RNA from Salvelinus fontinalis (brook trout), 1064 nucleotides. RefSeq lists its product as uncharacterized. Bases 235 to 768 code for a protein of 177 amino acids. The transcript is spliced from 5 exons. The record is from RefSeq and is a predicted model, not a curated record. Lineage: Eukaryota; Metazoa; Chordata; Actinopteri; Salmoniformes; Salmonidae.